Molecule: messenger RNA, 1440 nt
Organism: Clonostachys rhizophaga
Lineage: Eukaryota; Fungi; Ascomycota; Sordariomycetes; Hypocreales; Bionectriaceae
Source: the annotation of a GenBank genome assembly
AUGGAGAAACCAGCCAGGAAGAAACGACUGGCUCCACGAUCGCGCUCGGGUUGUCUCCCUUGUCGAACGCAUCACCGGAAAUGCGACGAACAGCACCCAGUCUGUAGUUUAUGUCACAAACACCAACGGGACUGCGAAUAUGGCCUAAGAGUCUCAUGGGGAAGCAGGCCGUUCCAUAAGUCGUCUUUUGUGCAGUAUCUAUCAAAGCGAGAGCACCCCAAUUGGCUGUAUCGAUUCGAUGCGCGCUGGCGGACAGCACACCUAGUUGAUACCAAGAACAAGGAGCAGUUUGUUUACGGGCUCAUUCAACCGAGAGAGUCUCCAACGUGUGCUAUAGAAACACGGGAGGCCCUGGCCAUUCAACAGCAAACCCCGAUGCCACCUACGACUGCGAGGCCGUCCUUCUUGCCCGAUCUUCCGCCGACGUACCGAGCGCUCUUUGAUUACUUCACACGAGUUGCCGAAUUCUUCUCGUGCGACGAGUUGGUCAAGGCCGAUUUCCAUGCUACCUUCAUACCAAUCGCGACUACAACUUCCCAUGUUAUGGCUGCCAUGCUCAACCUUGCUGCUGUGCAUCGGGCCAACUCGGAUGGGAAACAGGAUGUCAAACAGAUGGCGCACCUGCGAUUAUUCGCGGUUCAGCAACUCCGGGGGAAAAUAGCGAAUCCUUCCUGUUCACCAACCGAGGCUAUCUUGUCGACCAUUCUGCUCUUUUGCUUUGUGUCUCUUGUCGCCCUCGCGAAUGUUUCCGGGUAUCCCCCUUCCGAAGCUGUCUCUCAACUCGCGAUGAAAAUAACCCGGAGCAACAAUGAGAGAGGUACAAUUGAUGAGUUUACUGCAUACUCAACAGACCUGGUACAGGUCCUGAUUGAGCUUGGUACAUUAUUGAGGAAGCGGAACUUGGGCGGGCUGAAAACUGGCUCUCUGCAAAUGAGGGCUAUGAACCUUGCCCAACGACUACACCAGAUGCUUGAUCGAGGAACAGGAAAUUUCGGAGACAGAGAUUCCCUUCAAUUAUCUUCUGCUCGUCAAAAUGAGUAUAUACGCGAAGACGAAGCAUAUCAUCAAGCACUUUUGGUUCACAUCUAUCAGCGCCUACGCGGAAUGCCGGCUUCUUCAGGUGAAAUCCAAGCCAUUGUCCGGAGGCUAUUGGAUCUAGUAUCAUCUAUUAAGCUUCAUGAAGGACCUUGCCCGGGAAUUGUGCUUCUAUUUCCCCUCUUCUCUGCCGGUGUCGGUGCAGUGCAUUCAGAGGAUCAACAGCGGAUCCGGGAUCUGCUAACAGGAAUGAUGGGCAAAUUCGGUCUUGGCAAUGCCCAGCAGAGCCUUAAGUUGUUAGAUGCUCUCUGGUCACAUAGGGAUGCGCACGGCGAGUCAGAGAUGAAUGUUACAUGGGAAGGGUUUAUCGGUGAGUCCCAAGCGAACCGACUUCGUCACUUAUAA